AUGAAAAUUUUUUUCUUUCAAAACCAUUCUUUCUUUCUUUUUCUUUCUUUCUUUCUUUCUUUCUUUCUUUCUUUCUUUCUUUCUUUCAAAACCGUUCUUUCUUUCUUUCUUUCUUUCUUUCAAAACCAAUUUUUGUUUUCUAUUUGGUUGUUCUUUCAUUUCCUUCUUUUUCUUCUUCUUUUUCUUCUUUCUCUUCUUUUUUUCUACUUUCUCUUCAUUUCCUCUUUUCGUUUCUUCAUCCUCUUUUCCUUCUUUUUCUUCUCCUCUUAUUUUCCUUUUCUUCCCCUCCUCUUUUUCUUCCAUCUUCUUAUUAUUAUUCCUCCUCUCUUCUUUCCAUUUCAUUUUCUUCCUUUUUUCUCCUUUCUUCUUCUCCAACCUCCUCUUCUUUUCCUUUUCUUCGUUCCCCUCCUCUCCUUUUCUCUUCUUAUUCUUAUUCCUCCUCCCCUUCUUCCCCUUCCUUUUCUUCCUUUUUCUCUUUUCUUCUUUGUUUUCUUCUUCUUCUUCUUCUUCUUCUUCUUCUUCUUCUUCUUCUUCUUCUUCUAUACCUCCCUUCUUUUCAUUUUCUUAUUUUUCAAUACACUUCUUUUUUCUCUUCUUAUUCUUAUUCCGCCUCCCCUUCUUUCCCUUUUUUCUUCCUUUUUCUCUUUUGAAUUAAAAAUUCUUUGUUUUCUUCUUUUUCUUCUUCUCCAACCUCCCCUUUUCAUUUUCUUCGUUCCCUUCCUCUUCUCCUUUUCUCUUCGUAUUCCUCCCCCUCUUUUUUCCCUUGCUUUUCUUUCUUUUUCUCUUUUCUUUUUUGUUUUCUUCUUUUUCUUCUUCUCCAACCUCCUCUUCUUUUCUUUUUCUUCAUUCCCCUCCCCUUCUCUUUUUCUCUUCUUUUUAUUCUUUCUUCUCCUUUUCUUUUUUUCUCUCCUUUUUCUUUCAACCUCUUCUUUUCUUUUCUUCCUUCCCCUCCCCUUCUUCUUUUUUCUUCCUUCUUCUUCUCUUCUUCUUUCUUUUCUUCUUUCUCCCCUUCUUCCUUUUCUUCUUCUCCACCCUCCUCUUCUUUUCUUUUUCUUUCCUCCUUCUCCUUUCUUCUUCUUCUUCUUAGUAGUCGCGACCAUCUUUUGUUUAAUUUUUUUUAUCUAUCUAUCUAUCUAUCUAUCUAUCUAA
This is a messenger RNA of Acanthosepion pharaonis, 1149 nucleotides long. Lineage: Eukaryota; Metazoa; Mollusca; Cephalopoda; Sepiida; Sepiidae. The record is from the annotation of a GenBank genome assembly.